Messenger RNA from Coniosporium apollinis CBS 100218, 1380 nucleotides. RefSeq lists its product as uncharacterized. The record is from RefSeq and is a predicted model, not a curated record. Gene Ontology annotation, molecular function: O-methyltransferase activity. The transcript has 3 exons. Lineage: Eukaryota; Fungi; Ascomycota; Dothideomycetes. The coding region runs from base 1 to 1380 and encodes 459 amino acids.
AUGCCCAUGGAAGAGUCAACCCCAAAUGUCUCUUCCUCUUCGCGUUUGACACGUCUGUCAACCCUGAUAUUCCAACGCACCGCGCAGAUUGCAGAAUAUCUCAAGCUCAAGGGGCUGGGAGAGUCAUCCUUUGACGCCAAUGGCCUCGCUGAACUCCCGAUUGCCAAAGAAGAUGCAGAGGUUCAGAAAGCGCGCGUGGAGCUGAUUGAUGCCACGAAAGAGCUGCGUGACCUUGUCGUCGGUGCUAGAGAAACACUACGUUAUCUGGCCUGGGAUCACAAUGACACCCUCAGUCUGCAUGCUGUAUACCACUACAAGAUCGCGCACGCCUUUCCCCUGGACGGGACCAUCACCUACACCGAACUCGCCGAGAAAACAAACAUGACCGAAGCUAAUAUCCGCCGCCUCGUGCGCCAUGCAAUGACCAACAACAUCUUCCGCGAGGUUGCUAACGCGAAGAACACCAUCGAACACACCGCUGCGUCGCGCUUACUCCGCGAGGACACGCAACUGCAGUGCUGGGUCGGGCUACAUACCGAGGACCUUUGGGGCGUGACGACCAAGACGGUGCCGGCGCUGGAGAAGUGGCCACGGAGCGAAGAGUUUAGAGAGACGGCGCUGCAGAUCGAACACGGUUUCACUGACUCUUGGUUCGAGUACUUGGGGAAGAGGCCGGACAACCUGAAGAGGUUCGGCGUUGCUAUGGCGAGCUUCAGCUCUGGUGAAGGGUUCGAGAUCGAGUAUCUUGCGGAGCAUCCUGUGUGGGCGAGCAUCGGUAAUGGGAAAGUGGUCGAUGUGGGUGGAAGUAUUGGCUUUGCGUGCGUGACGCUCGCGCGUGCCUAUCCUGAUCUCAGUUUCGUCGUGCAGGAUCUGCCGAAAGUCGUUGAUGGCGCUCACGAGAAGAUUCCGGAAAGCCUGAGGGAUAAGAUCAAGUUCGUGGCUCAUGAUUUCCUGACGGAGCAACCGGUUAAGGAUGCAGAUGUCUAUCUUUUCCGAUGGAUCUUCCAUAAUUGGAGCGACAAGUACGCGGUUGAGAUCCUCCGUAAUCACAUCCCGGCUUUAAAGAAGGGUGCAAAAAUUAUUGUGAAUGACGGCGUACUGCCGGAGCCAGGAGUUCUGAGCAGGUGGGACGAGAAGCUUAUGCGGACCAUCGACCUCGUUAUGUUAACUACCGUCAACGCUCGCGAGCGCGAAGUAGACGACUGGCGUUCCCUGUUCUAUCGCGCCGAUCCUCGGUUCAGGUUCUUGGGCGCGAGCAAGCCGAAAGAGAGCAAGAUGUGGGCAAUUGAAGCUGUCUGGGAUCCGCACGGCGAGUUAUCUGAAAAGGAUGCUGCACCGGGUGCCCUACUGGGUAACACGCCCGACGGAGCUGCAGCUUAA